AUGGAUAAAAAAUGGAUGUCAGCAAAUAGGUUAUCUGAGGAGUACAAGAACGGAGUUGAUUUUUUCUUAAGGUUUUGUUUGGAGAAUGGGGGAGAUCCAAAGUUUACUUGUUGUCCAUGUCUAAAGUGUUUUAAUGUAACAAAGUUGAGUUUCAAUAAGAUCAAAGAACACUUAUUCUUUAAUGGGAUUGACAGAAGUUAUAAGAUAUGGUAUAGUCAUGGGGAGAAACCCCCUAAUAUACCAGAUCCCCCUAGUAGGAUUAGUAAAGUUAGGAGGAAUAGAGAUGAAGUGAAUUGGGAUUCAUUGGAUGAAAUGAUUGAUGAUGCACAUUAUGGAUCAACAGUAGACCCAAACAAGUUCGAGACACUACUUAGUGACGCUGAGAAACCGAUUUACCCUGAUUGUAAAAGAUUUACAAAGUUAUCGACGCUUCUAAGAAAUGCUGAACUUGCUAAGAGUUUGUCAUGGCAUGCAAAUGAGAGAGUGAAGGAUGGUAAAUUACGACAUCCAAUUGAUAGUAUAGCUUGGAAGAGAGUUGAUCUGAAGUGGCCUUCUUUUGGCGAUGAAUCUCAGAAUCUUCGUCUAGGUCUUUCUACUGAAGGAAUAAAUCUGCAUAAUAACCUUAGUAGGAAUGACAUUGACGUCUAUCUAGCUCCUCUUAUUGAUGACUUAAAAACUUUGUGGACUGAAGGGGUUAGGGUUUACGAUGCAUACAAGCAAGAAGAGUUUAGCCUUAGAGCGGCAUUGUUGUGGACAAUCAAUGACUUUCCCGCUUAUGGAAAUUUAUCAGGUUUUAGUGUGAAAGGCUAUAAAGCUUGUCCCAUUUGUGAAGAAGAAACAUGCUCUCAGUACUUGAAACACUCCCGUAAAGUUUGUUAUAUGGGACACAGGAAGUUCUUGAAGAGUAAUCAUAUACUUCGAACUUGGAAGAAGGCAUUUAAUGGCGAACAAGAGUUUGGGGAGGCUCCUCGACCUUUAAGUGGAAGCCAAGUACUCGAGAAGAUGUCUAAAAUCAUUUUCAAGAUGGGGAAGUCUAAAGUAAGUAUAGUUAAGAAGCGGAAGGGUCGUGGAAAGGCGAAGAGUGAGGAUGGAAUUAAGGCGAGAGAAGACUUGAAUGCAUUGAAAAUAGGUAAUGAAUUAGCUCCAAAGCCAGGCAAUGGUCGGACAUUUUUGCCACCUGCUUGUUACACAUUGACUAAAGAUGAAAAAAGGGAAGUUUAUGAUUGUUUGUUCAAUAUAAAAGUCCCUGGCGGAUAUUGUUCAAAUAUAAGGUCGUUGGUAGACAUGAAAACUUGUACUUUGACUGGCAUGAAAUCUCAUGAUUGUCGUAUUCUAAUGCAACAUGUACUACCAAUAGCUAUUCGAUCAGUUUUACCUAAAAACGUUCGAGAGAUAAUCACAAGGUUGUGUUUGUUUUUCAAGUCACUUUGUUCCAAUGAGGUUGAUGUGUAUAUGCUAGACAAGCUACAACAUGAAAUCGCUUAUAUUUUGUGUAAACUGGAGCAAUUCUUCCCACCUGCCUUUUUUGAUAUAAUGAUUCAUCUCACUGUCCACUUAGUUAGAGAGGUACAAUUUUGUGGUUCAGUUUACUUCAGAUGGAUGUAUCCAUUUGAGAGAUAUAUGAAGAUUCUUAAAGGAUAUGUAAGGAAUAGAAGUCGGCCCAAAGGGUGCAUCAUUGAAUGUUAUAUUGUUGAAGAGGCAAUUGAAUUUUGUUCUGAAUACAUGUUUGGUGUACAAAGAAUUAGGCUUAAUGAAGUAAUUAAUGCUGACAUUCAGAGUCGUCGAGGUAGUGUUGUAUGCACAGUUACGCGAGAUGAACUAAAUGAAGCACAUCGUCUUGUGUUACAGAAUACUAAUGAAAUUCAACCUUACAUUGAACAACAUUUCAACUGGAUCAAGACAAAAUUUCCAUCUAGGUCUAAGAACAAAAAAUGGUUACAAGACGAACAUUAUCGUACUUUUAGUAGUUGGCUAGAGCAGAAGGUUGUGAAUGAUUUGAGAAACCCAUCAAAUAAUGUGUCAGACAUCAUUAAGUGGAUUUUUCGAGGUCCUUCUCUUAAUGUCACUAAAUUUUCAUCAUAUAUGGUGAACUGUACUAAGUUUACUACUAUGGAGCGUGAUAAAAAUAGAAACACACAAAAUAGUGGUGUAAGUCUUAUUGCUACAACUUUCCAAGUAUCUACAUCGAAAGACCGAAAUCCUAUUGAAUGUGAUAUGUCUUUUUAUGGUGUAAUUAAAGAAAUAUGGGAGUUAGACUAUAUCAUAACUCAAGUGCCUGUUUUCUUUUGUGAUUGGGUGAAGAGUGAUAGUGGAGUCAAAAAAGAAGAUUUAGGUUUCACAUUAGUAAAUCUAAAUCUAUUAGGGCACAAAACUAAUCGAUUCAUAAUGGCUACCCAAGCCACACAAGUAUUUUAUGUGGAUGAUCCAGCAAAUAAACAGUGGUCUGUCGUGCUCACAACACAAUCAAGAAAUUGGAAUGGUAAUGACGGUGAUUUGCACGAUAUACCUCUUGUUGGACAACAUGUCACAUACACUUUACCUGAAAAUGAUGAUCAAAUUGAUGGUGAUAGUUCUUGUUGUCGUGAAAAUGGAGAAGGUUUAUGGAUUGAUUUAUAA
Humulus lupulus (European hop) is the source of this 2616-nucleotide messenger RNA. RefSeq lists its product as uncharacterized. The record is from RefSeq and is a predicted model, not a curated record. The coding region runs from base 1 to 2616 and encodes 871 amino acids. The transcript has 6 exons. Lineage: Eukaryota; Viridiplantae; Streptophyta; Magnoliopsida; Rosales; Cannabaceae.